AUGGAGGGAAUCAGGGAGCAGGUCACGAAUUGUAUGGUCGCACAACGCAACGAGCCCUCUCCAUCAUUGACGGCCUUCAUCGUGGACCACAAACUAAGACCUGGAAGCACCGAGGAAGCCAAAUUUGUAGCACAUGAGCUUCGAUGCAUGAACGUGCAGCCAAGAAUACUGACACUGGACUGGGUCGCCAAUGGUAUCGAUCCCGCCUCUACUGUACAUUUAGAGCACGCAGCGCGCAGGCUUCGGUAUCAGGCCAUGGGCAAAGCAUGUCGAGAGCAUGAUAUCAAUACCUUGCUGGUGGCGCAUCAUGCUGAUGAUCAAGCUGAGACUGUGUUGAUGCGACUCGUCAGUAACUAUCAUGGGUCCGGACUCCAAGGUAUCAAGGCUGUGAAGCCUUUACCUGAGUGCCACGGCAUGUAUGGAAUUCAUGCAUCUGGCACUCCUCGAGACACAAAUGAGGCCGACCCAACUUUUGAUCGCAUACUCUUAGAGGGCGGUGGAGUUUCCAUCUAUCGCCCUCUACUGGCAUACUCUAAGGCUGAUCUCGUGUCCCAUUGCCAUGAUGCGGGCGUGCGCUGGUUUGGGGAUGAGACAAAUGACGACAAGCGAUUUGCCCUGCGCAAUACAGUGCGUUACAUGUUGCACCGGGAUGUGCUACCUAUGGCGCUACGCAAGUCUAGGCUGCUCGAGAUUGCCACGAAGCUCAGACAGGAAGAGGAAGGCAAUGAGCUUUGUGCACAGCAGGGACUCGUAGGUAUGCCUCUUGAGCUCGACAUGAGGUGUGGAAGACUUCUUGUGCGAGACUUCAACAUCUCACGCUUCACGGCACUAUUGACCAUUAGCAAGGAUAUAAAGAUCAGAGCCAUAGCACUGAGACGGCUUCUGGCUCUGGUAGCACCAACGGACACGAUUCAGCUACAGGACGUGUACACUGUCUUAGUAAAGAUUGCUACUCAGGCACAGUCGUCUUUCCAAAUCGCAGGUGUCGACCUUGUCUAUGAUAAUGGACGGAGAGGACUUACGAUACAGCGGCAGAUGCCGAAUGCGCGAGAGCUGAAGGCAGGUGUCAUCGCACUCACGCCAGAAAACAGUGCUCAGCAAACCUGUGCACUGGGACCGUCUGCGUGGCAUCUCUGGGACUGCCGUUAUUGGCUUCGGGUAUCACAUGCAACUAGUAUUGAAGAACACAUCAUCGCGCGGUUCUUGACACCAAAUGACCUCGCAUCUCUAAGGCAGCGCCUAUCGGAUUCCGAAAAGGUCGUACUCGGAGAGGCGUUAAGUCCGGUACCAGGCAGUCUGCGCUACACUGUUCCUAUCUUGGUAUUACAGAGCCCUGCGGUCGAACAGGGAGAUCCUGAAGUUGAGAAAAUAGUUGCGCUACCCACCUUGGGCUGGUCUAUAGACGGCUGGUAUCAAUGGCCUAUGGACGAUGCACUCGGAACCGGGAGGGUUCAAGGCGGGUAUUGGGACGUGCGAUACAGAAAGGUCGAUCUGGAGGCGACAGAUCACCACGACAGUUAUUUCCAGACAACCUGCGGAAGGUCAUCAAGCUCGUAG
This is a messenger RNA of Recurvomyces mirabilis, 1557 nucleotides long. RefSeq lists its product as uncharacterized. Bases 1 to 1557 code for a protein of 518 amino acids. Lineage: Eukaryota; Fungi; Ascomycota; Dothideomycetes; Mycosphaerellales; Teratosphaeriaceae. Gene Ontology annotation, molecular function: ATP binding; ligase activity, forming carbon-nitrogen bonds. Gene Ontology annotation, biological process: tRNA processing. The record is from RefSeq and is a predicted model, not a curated record. The transcript has 2 exons.